GAUGAGCGUCUCCACACUGCCUCAAGCCCAUCCAGCCUCAGGGGCAGGCGGUGGCAACCCAUACAGCCCCUUGGACGGGGGGGACCCGGUGGCCGGGGGGUUCGGUGGUGGUGGAGACUGGAGCAUCAAUGGUGGUGGCGGCAGUGGCUGUAUCAGCAACAGCGUCGGGCACUGGAUCCUCGCCGUGGUACUGUCGCUCAUCAUCCUGUUGACGGCGUGCGGCAACAUCCUGUUGAUCGUGCUGGUGUUCGCCCACCGCUCCCUGCGCUGCACCUCCAACUGCUUCCUGGUGUCGCUGUUCCUGUCCGACCUGAUGGUGGCGCUGGUGGUGAUGCCGCCGGCCCUGCUGAACGUGCUGUGCGGCGCCUGGGUGCUGUGGGCCGACUUCUGCCCCGUCUGGCUGUGCUUCGACGUCAUGUGCUGCAGCGCCUCCAUCCUCAACCUGUGCGUCAUCAGUCUGGACCGCUACUUGCUCAUCAUCUCGCCGCUGCGCUACAAGCAGCGCAUGACGCCGCCGCGCGCCCUGCUGCUGGUGGGCGGCGCCUGGGGGCUGGCCGCGCUCACCUCCUUCCUGCCCAUCCGCAUGGACUGGCACCGGCUGGGGCGCGGCGGGGAGGGCAAUACGACGGCGGAGCUCGAAGACGUGCUUGGUGUUGGUGGUGGUGGUGGACUUGGUGGGAACGCCACCACCACCACCGCCGCCUUCCCGGGGCCGCACUACUACCCGCCGUCGUACUUCCAGCGCUUGCCCUCCUCGUCCGGAGGAGGGGAGACAACGGUGCAGUGCCGGCUGCGCGUCACGUUGCCCUUCGCCCUGGUGGCCACGUUCCUCACCUUUUUCCUGCCCUCCACGGCCAUCUGCUUCACCUACUGCCGCAUCCUGCUGGCGGCGCGCAGGCAGGCCCGACGCGUGGCCGCGCUCUCACACCCGCCGUACCCACACCACCAGCACCAGCACUCCCCGGGGCCGGGGGAGCCUUCGCGACCCCCUACCCCAGGACACGCAGCUCCUGACGGGGAUGACUUCAGCCAGCCGGACCCGCCACCCUCACGCCACGCACCGCUCUCGGUCAACAGUGAGCGGAGGCUAGCCCACCGGCAGGGCAGGAGGGCGUUGAAGGCCAGCCUGACUCUGGGCGUCCUGCUAGGGCUGUUCUUUAGCACCUGGCUGCCUUUCUUCAUCACCAACAUGGUUCAGGCGGUGUGUGAGUGCGUGCCGGCCACUUUCUUCGACUUCAUCACUUGGUUGGGCUACUGCAACAGCACCAUGAACCCCAUCAUCUACCCGCUCUUCAUGCGCGACUUCAAGCGUGCUCUGGCACGCCUGCUGCCCUGCUGCUCGCCCUCCGGGGGGCACUCUCCGCGACGGCCCUCGCCCGCCCUCUCGCUCUCCCUCCGCAACUCUGGCGAGCCCCAGUUGCCCUCCGAGGAAGAGGACGAGGAUGAGGAUGACGAAGACGAUGAUGAGGAGGGGGGGUCACUCUGCUCCGAGGAGGGGGAACGGCCGCGGCGGCUUCAGCCCACAGAGCCGCCGGCUACUGCUACGGACGCAGUGAACUUACUGGACGCGGAGCAGGCUCGCAUAGAGCUGCCACUGCUGCUGCCCAACCAGGUGGACACUCUGGACUAAGGGCUGCCUGGGGGGUUUGGAGAUUAUGUG
Engraulis encrasicolus (European anchovy) is the source of this 1660-nucleotide messenger RNA. RefSeq names its product 5-hydroxytryptamine (serotonin) receptor 6 (gene htr6). Gene Ontology annotation, molecular function: neurotransmitter receptor activity; G protein-coupled serotonin receptor activity. Gene Ontology annotation, cellular component: dendrite; plasma membrane. Bases 2 to 1630 code for a protein of 542 amino acids. Gene Ontology annotation, biological process: G protein-coupled receptor signaling pathway, coupled to cyclic nucleotide second messenger; chemical synaptic transmission. Lineage: Eukaryota; Metazoa; Chordata; Actinopteri; Clupeiformes; Engraulidae. The transcript has 3 exons. The record is from RefSeq and is a predicted model, not a curated record.